AAUGCACCUGUUCAGCAUCCGGACAGGAACAUCUUCAGUGACGGAACGACUCGAGUUGAUUUCGUGUUGGUGUGGGAGGAGCCUCUGAGCGCACAGGAGGAGGGCGCAGGUGUCAGCCCCGCCCACAGGAAGUGGAGGGCUUCGUUCCUGAGGAAGCUGAGGCACUCGGGACUGCUGCAGGAGCAGAAGGAGGUCCUCAGGGAGAAGGAGAAGAUCUGUUUUGUCCUCCUCAGUGCUCCGUGGAGCGUCCUCUGUUACUACGCUGAGGAGAUCAGUCUCAGAGUCCCUCUGCAGGUGGUUACUGCUCCAAUCACCAACUGGUCUGCACAGGUCCUGUCCCGGCUGUCCCUCCCUAACCCUCUGUCUCAGGACGUCCCCAACCCCCCUCCUGACUACUACACCUGCCAGUUCAGGACUAACAAGCUGCAGAGGAAGUUUUGGGGCCAGCUGAGGUCGGAGUUGUACCUCCUGAGAACCGGCGUCCUCCUAUGA
This is a messenger RNA of Plectropomus leopardus (leopard coralgrouper), 492 nucleotides long. NCBI's taxonomy places the organism in Eukaryota, Metazoa, Chordata, Actinopteri, Perciformes, Serranidae. The record is from RefSeq and is a predicted model, not a curated record.